GGUAAAUCCCCCAUGUUGGUGGCAGUCGCCUAUCCAACAAUCACGUACGGAUUUAUAUAGCAUCGAAUCCCAACAGUAGGUAUCGAAUUUGCUAACUCAAGUGAUAUCAACGCUAUUUUAAAACAGUUACUGACAUGUCAAAUAUACGCUGGGCCACGAUAGCAUCUUCUUUGUCGUGUCUGGGAAUUGGAAGUUUUCUUGGGAAGAUCUACGGAACACGGUGCCAUGACAGCUGUGCAUCAUGCAAUGGACCCCUACAUUAUUUUUCACUGCCAGUAGCUGAAGCAAAAGUUAACACAGAACUCCAGGUACCAGUCACUCCGAUCCGACAAGAAAUUUCUGCGAAGGGUGAUGCACCGGCUGGAAAUAACAGCAGGGUUUCUCAAAUAAUGCGUUUCGGUUUUCCUGGGCUUGACAACGUCCGCACUCUCAAGGACUACGUAAUCUCCUACGAUCGACGAAAUCGCACCGCAAAUUGGGUCUUCGAGCACCUGACUCCGGAAAAUGUUGCGUACAAUGAAUACGUCGACAGGAAACAUUGUGAGUUUGUUGAAGAUGAAAGUUUUCACCCCUAUCACAGGGCAAGGAAUGAGGAUUAUAAAGGCAGUGGAUAUGAUCGAGGGCACCUGGCAGCAGCGGCGAACCACAGGUCUUCCUUACAAGCUAUGGGAGAGACAUUUCUUCUUAGUAAUAUUUCCCCACAGGUUGGCAAAGGUUUCAAUCGUGAUGCAUGGAACAAGUUGGAAAAUUAUGUCAGAAAAUUGACCAAAAAUCACCCCAAUGUCUAUGUUUGUACAGGGCCUUUGUAUCUUCCUAGAAAAGAACCAGAUGGCAAAACCUAUGUCAAGUAUGAAGUGAUAGGAAAAAACAAUGUAGCUGUUCCGACACAUUUUUUCAAAGUAAUUGUCAUGGAAAACGAAAAAGGGGACUUCCACUUACAGUCAUUUGUAAUGCCUAACCAAGCUCUUCCAGACAAUAUUAAUUUAUUUAACUUUCAGGUGCCUGUUGAUUCCAUCGAGAGGGCCGCUGGACUUUUAAUGUUUGAGAGGUUGCCUAGAAACAGGCUCAAGUACAUUAAUGGCAAAAAGAUAUGAUUAAAAUACAGGCUGUCUCAUGAUCUUUCAACAGCUUUUCAAUGGUCAGUUGGUGCAGCAAAAAGAUACACAACUUUAUCUAAUGAAGAUAUCGGUUUAUUAUGUAACUUAUGAAAAUAAUGGGAUGAUUAUCAAGGUUUUUAACAGCAAUUGCAGUAGGUACAUAAUGGCUUUUAGUGUGGAAUGGUUUUGCUGGUGUACAUUUAGUAACAAGCUGAG
Messenger RNA from Lingula anatina, 1313 nucleotides. RefSeq names its product endonuclease G, mitochondrial. The record is from RefSeq and is a predicted model, not a curated record. Gene Ontology annotation, biological process: apoptotic DNA fragmentation. Gene Ontology annotation, molecular function: single-stranded DNA endonuclease activity; metal ion binding; nucleic acid binding. Gene Ontology annotation, cellular component: mitochondrial inner membrane; nucleus. Lineage: Eukaryota; Metazoa; Brachiopoda; Lingulata; Lingulida; Lingulidae.